Lodderomyces pseudojiufengensis is the source of this 516-nucleotide messenger RNA. Its product is annotated as mitochondrial 54S ribosomal protein bL19m. The record is from RefSeq and is a predicted model, not a curated record. NCBI's taxonomy places the organism in Eukaryota, Fungi, Ascomycota, Pichiomycetes, Serinales, Debaryomycetaceae. Gene Ontology annotation, molecular function: structural constituent of ribosome. Gene Ontology annotation, cellular component: ribosome; mitochondrial large ribosomal subunit. Gene Ontology annotation, biological process: translation. The transcript has 2 exons. Bases 1 to 516 code for a protein of 171 amino acids.
AUGUUCCCAUUCAUAACGAGAUCUCUAGCGUUGAGGUCGACUCAAAUAACGUCCGCUAGAGCAUUCCAUUACUUAAGGAAACUUUAUGAACCAUUACCACCAAAAAGAAAUGGAGAAAGUGUAAUGAAAUAUAUACAUAAACAAUUAUUAGAAAAACAUGAUCCAACAGGUAAAAGAAGAGAAUUAAUAAAUUAUUCAAAAGGUUUAAGAUCAGGAGAUAUAAUAAAAAUAACAUAUUUAGAUAGAUCAGAUGUUACAGGUAGAAUAAUAGCAAUCAAAAGAGGUCAAUUAAAUAUUGGAUCAAAUAUAUUAUUAAGAACUAAAUUAAAUAGAAUUGGUUCUGAAAUUAGAAUUCCAAUUUUUAAUCCAAAUAUUAGAAAUAUUGAAAUUUUAUAUAAACCUGAAAAAUAUAUGCCUAGAGCUGCUCAUUAUUAUAUAAGAGAAUCAAGAAAAGAUGUUGAUGAUGUUGAAGCUUUUGUUAGACGUCAAAAUGGUGGAGAUAAAAAGAAGAAAUAA